Messenger RNA from Impatiens glandulifera, 1618 nucleotides. RefSeq names its product monoacylglycerol lipase. Gene Ontology annotation, molecular function: lipase activity. Lineage: Eukaryota; Viridiplantae; Streptophyta; Magnoliopsida; Ericales; Balsaminaceae. Gene Ontology annotation, cellular component: membrane. The transcript has 7 exons. Bases 137 to 1396 code for a protein of 419 amino acids. The record is from RefSeq and is a predicted model, not a curated record.
GUUAUAGAGACGAGAGAGGAAGCUCUCUCCUCCACCAGAUAUCUCUCUCCAAUCUCUCUCUCUCUCUCUGAAAUCUUAUUUGUACUCUUUGAUCGCCAUUUUCAUUACCAUCUUCCAUUUCUCCGCUUUCUCUCAAAUGGAAGCGGUUCAGAUGGAAGAACUUACAUCCGGCGCCAGCAGUCGGAUCAUUCCGGUCUUUCAAAACUUCAGACGAUCCUUCCUCUCAUACCGAUCUCUACGUCGUGUAUUCAUCUUCAUACAAUCGAUUUUCCUUUGGUUCCUUCUCCUCCUUCGACAAAGCCGACUAUUAUCGCUUUCUCUUCUAUCAUCCUCCUCUUCAUCUUCUCAACCUCUUUCUCCCACAUCCACAUCCACAUCCUCAUCCUCAUCCUCAUCGUCUUCCUUUAAACGGAGACCUGUUCUAAAGAGAGAGGAAGAAGAUACUUUAAGGCGUCGAGCCCUCGCUGAGGCCUUACAGAUGGUAGUGGAAACCGAUGAUGGAAUCAUUCAGUGCGAAUGGAGCACCUCUUUGUUCUUUGGAGUUAAAAGAAACGCCUUAUUUUGCCGUUCCUGGUUUCCUGUCUCCGGAGAAGUUAGGGGGAUUAUAGUAAUUUUACAUGGGUUGAACGAACACAGUGGGAGAUAUGCUCAUUUUGCAAAACAUCUAACUUCUUGCAACUUUGGAGUCUAUGCAAUGGAUUGGAUAGGUCAUGGUGGGAGUGAUGGACUGCAUGGAUAUGUGCCUUCACUUGAUCAUGUUGUUGCUGACACUGGUGCUUUCUUGGAGAAAAUUAAGUCAGAGAAACCCGCAACACCAUUGUUUCUCUUUGGUCACUCAACUGGUGGUGCUGUUGUUCUAAAAGCAGCGACAUAUCCUCACAUUGAGGAGAUGCUGGAAGGAAUUAUUCUCACUUCACCAGCUUUGCGUGUGAAGCCAUCUCAUCCUAUUGUUGGUGCUGUGGCACCUAUAUUUUCUCUUGUGAUCCCCAAGUACCAGUUCAAAGGAGCAAACAAAAAGGGAAUUCCAGUUUCAAGGGAUCCAGCUGCCCUCUUGGCCAAGUAUUCAGACCCAUUAGUCUAUACAGGACCAGUGAGGGUCCGAACAGGCCAUGAAAUACUUAGAAUUUCAUCUCAUCUGAUGCGAAACUUCAAGACCGUGACAAUCCCAUUCUUUGUCCUACACGGGACAGCAGACAAAGUUACAGACCCUUUAGCCUCUCAAGAUUUAUACAAAGAGGCUGCGUCUGAAUUCAAGGAUAUAAAGCUUUACGAAGGUUUCCUGCACGAUCUUCUUUUUGAGCCUGAGCGAGAAGAAAUCGCUCAGGACAUCAUUGAUUGGAUGGAGAAUCGAUUGAAUAAUAAUAAUAAUGCUGCUGCUGCCGCUGGUAAAUCUUGAAAAUGUUUUAUUGGCCAAGAAUGAUUUGCGAUUUUAUAUUUUUUUUUGGGUUUUUACCACAUAAACAACAAAGACAGAAAUAUUCUUGUUUGUCUUUACUUAUAUAUUAUAUUUUGGGUGAAACACAGUGACAAAGCCUCUUCGAUGUAAUGUAUGUAUAAAGUGGGGGAGGCUUUGUCUUAGAAUUAUAAUAUUAUCGAAAUAGAACUUGGUUUUAAUUUU